This is a messenger RNA of Phytophthora nicotianae INRA-310, 249 nucleotides long. RefSeq lists its product as hypothetical. NCBI's taxonomy places the organism in Eukaryota, Oomycota, Peronosporomycetes, Peronosporales, Peronosporaceae. The record is from RefSeq and is a predicted model, not a curated record. Bases 1 to 249 code for a protein of 82 amino acids. The transcript is spliced from 2 exons.
AUGGAAGACGAGCCAGGCCGCAGCAUGACGUGCAGCUUUAACGCGAAUGCCAUGAGGUUAGACCGGCUGCUGGAAUUGUUCGCGUUUGGCUGGCGCGGUGCUGCUUGGAAACACGUGCGUGGUGCGUAUAGCAUUCGUGCCAUCUUAGAGCGCUCUGGCUCGCUCCAUCUGCUCGUUGUGCACUCUGAUUUCAACCAGCGGAAAAUACCGGACGUCCUUCCGGUGAUCAAACAACAGAGGCACUGGUAG